Molecule: messenger RNA, 461 nt
Organism: Labeo rohita (rohu)
Lineage: Eukaryota; Metazoa; Chordata; Actinopteri; Cypriniformes; Cyprinidae
Product: protein PIGBOS1
Exons: 2
Coding region: 137-343 (68 amino acids)
Source: RefSeq, a predicted model, not a curated record
CGCGAGUUGCCGUAGUCGCUCGUUCGUCCUUGGCUGCAUGUGUUUUACCACACACUUCUCACACUAUUCAGUUAUAAUAAACGCUGUGGGGUGAUUUGUUGCUCUUAUGGAGUUUGUUUCUUCAUAACAUAAGAUCAUGUUUGGAAGACGGAUUCCCUUUAAUCAGGUUGCAUUUGCUACUCUGCUUGGAGUGGUGGGAGGUGUAUAUAUAUAUAGGCCUAUAUUUGAGCCACCUAGAAAACCUCCAAUUGCACCAGAUCAAGACCUCAAGCCUGACCCAGAGGAGCUGAGAGCGGAAACUACCCAAAAAGCACAGCAAGAUGCAUCUGCAACCAAAGACUGACGUCAAACUAGAUUCUGUGUGAGAGUCUGAAUGUGUUAAAAUACAUGCUAUUUCUGUAUAUUUUGUAAAUGGUGUCACUAGGUUCUAAAUAAAAUGUCUCUUUGACACUGCAAAUACA